AUGGUCGUGGCUGCCUCCAUGGAUUAUGCCAUGGUGGGGAGGCAGCUACCGUGGCCACCUCUAUGGAUCUCACCGUGGAUGAUGGGGGCGUGCUGUGGAUGGUGGGGAGCCGCCAGGGGUGGGAAGGGUGUCGCUGUGGUUGGGAAGGACACCGCCGCGGCAUCCGCCGCCAUCGCUCGCAAACAUGGUGGGGACGACACAUGUUUUCGUUGCCAAGAACGCCACCAGCGGCGACGGGCCAGCAUCACCGCUGCUUUGGCGGCGCAAGAGGACCAAAUUGGCAGUGAGCAAAGCAUUCUCACCGUAUUCAUCAAGCAGGGAGUGUACAAUGAGACUCUAAAUAUCACCCGGAAGCAUGUGAUCCUGAUCGGAGAAGGCGCCGGAAAGACGGUGAUCACCGGGAACAAGAGCCACCGGUUUGACAACCUCAGCACGCCGGACACUGCUACCGUGAGUGUUCAUGGGAUGGGAUUCAUGGCCCAGGAUCUGACCAUCCAAAACACUGCAGGCCCGGAGGGUCUGCAGGCCGUGGCAUUGAUGUCGAGGUCACACUUCUCCCUGGUGUACCGGUGCUCCAUCGAGGGCUAUCAAGAUACCCUCAAUGCAGACACUGGAGACCAGAUCUAUUUGGAGACAGACAUCCGUGGCACAAUAGAUUUUGUGUUUGGAUACGCCAGGGCGGCCUUCCAAGGUUGUCGGCUACUGGUUCGCAGCUCCGGCGCCAGCAAACCCGGCGCUCACAAUGUUGUCACCGCGCAGGGCCGUAGCAACCCCUUGGAUAGAUCUGGAUUCUCCUUCCAGAACUGUUCGGUCACCGCCGACGAGGGUGCAAACCUCACAGGGGUGGAGACCUUCCUCGGCCGUCCGUGGAAGGAACACUCCCAUGUCAUCUUCAUGGAGACCUUCCUCAGCUCCAUCGUCAACUUCACCGGCUGGGUGGAGUGGAACCGGAGCAGCGGCCACAUUCCAGACACGGUGGUGUAUCUGGAGUACGCCAACUACGGGCCUGGCGCCGACACGAGCCGCCGCAUCAACACCACCGCCGUGCGUGUCGUCACCAACUGCAGUGAGGCGGCGCAGUACACCGCGGACCCUUUCGUCAACGCCAGCGCCUGGAUGCCCAAGGACAAGGAGGGCAGAUACAUCAUACCCUACGCACGCGGCUUGAUCGUCCGCGACCCGGCGUGCCCAGCCCCAGCCCCUCCAACAAAGGCAUGA
Sorghum bicolor (sorghum) is the source of this 1218-nucleotide messenger RNA. RefSeq names its product probable pectinesterase 56. Gene Ontology annotation, biological process: cell wall modification. NCBI's taxonomy places the organism in Eukaryota, Viridiplantae, Streptophyta, Magnoliopsida, Poales, Poaceae. The transcript is spliced from 3 exons. The coding region runs from base 1 to 1218 and encodes 405 amino acids. The record is from RefSeq and is a predicted model, not a curated record. Gene Ontology annotation, molecular function: pectinesterase inhibitor activity; pectinesterase activity.